AUACGCCUCCACACUGUCUGUUUUGAAGUCCUUUAAUAGAUCAGCUCUUUUGUCGAUCAAGGCUUCCCGUCCUAGGAUUGGCUGAGAGAAGGGAGAGUUUUCUGGAAGACAGACCCUGAGAACUCUGCCAGAAGCCCCUCCGUUAUAGGUUGUGUCUCAGGCCGUUCAUGAUGCUCUGUCGUACGACUGGCUGGAACGAGAAGAGGUUCCCCCUCCUCUUAAGAGGGAGGUGCAGAAAGUGAUGGACCGCAGACUCCUAAUCGGGAGCAUGCGCAGAAGGCGUGUCUGGCAGGUCAAUUUCUUAAUCUUCGACGCGAAUCCAAUUUUUCAGGGAAGCUUCGCUUCUUCGGGAGGAUGCGCUGCCUCUCAUCCCCCGCCACCACCCGGCAGACCGUCCCUGCAGGGAUCGGACAAGGACGGCGUCCCAGGAGGAGAGCCAAGCGCUCCCUCAGCAACUCAGCUCUUUUCUCUCAGGGGGCCUCCUAAAGCCGCCAUUUAAGCCGCAGCCCCCAGAAGGCAGAUGAACCUGUUGCUUGACCGUCGCAAACAACCGCGCGUCCCUUGGAUGGAAAACGGCCGCUUCCCUCUGGGAACGGAGGCGAAAUGGAGGCUCUUCCAUCGACGCAGCCGAUGCGGCCCCCGAAGCGCCCCGGCACCACCACCCUCGGUGAGGGACGCGGAGUUGCUUCCGGAGCGCCUUCGCGCGCGCCGGACAAGUUCGCCACGGCCACGCCCCCGCGCCAAUAGCAGCCGGGGGCGUGGCGUCCGGAGGAAGGCAAAUGGCGGAAGCGCUGGGCGGAGCUUACGGGAACUUCCGGUCGGCGUUUGGGUGGCCGGACGCUGCUACGGGGUUGUGAAGGCCACUCGAACAGGCUGGUUCACAUGGCAUCGGCCAACGCAACCCCUCCUGGCUCUUUGGAAGUAAAUAAGCCAGGGUUCCCCAAGGAGAUUCUGGGCACUGAACUGGUGGGCAAGUACUUGUGUUCAGAGUGCCGAAACAUUUUGCGGCGGCCGUUUCAAGCCCAGUGUGGUCAUCGCUACUGCUCCUAUUGCUUGAAGAAAAUUCUAAGCUCAGGGCCCCAGAAGUGCGCAGCCUGCCUUCAAGAGGGGCUGUACGAAGAAGGUGCCUCGAUCUUGGAAACCGGGGUGGCUUUCCCAGAUAAUGCAGCUCGGAGGGAAGUGGAGAGUCUCCCGGCCAUCUGUCCCCACCAAGGUUGCACGUGGAAAGGGACCAUAAAAGAAUAUGAGAGCUGCCACGAGGGGAACUGCCCGGCCCUGCUGGUGGUCUGUCCGGCGUGCCAGGGCCUGGUCAGGCUGGGCGAGAAGGAGCAGCACGCCGAGCAGGAGUGUCCCGAGAGGAGCCUCAGAUGCAAAUACUGCCAAGCUCUUUUCCACUUCUCUGAAAGCAAGGCCCACGAAGCAGUGUGCCCCAAAUUUCCUCUGGCCUGUGAGGGCUGCGGAAAGAAGAAGAUCCCCCGGGAGAAGUUUCUGGACCACGUCAAGAGCUGCAGCAAAUGCCGAGCCCCCUGCAGAUUCCAGCCGGUCGGCUGCACCCACCUGAUGGAGAACGAGAAGCUUCCCGAGCACGAGAGGAGCCACCUGGGCGAGCACCUCUACAUGCUGCUGAGCUUCGUGCUGAGCUUGGGCUCUGCGUCCAGCAAGAUGGAGCCCCUGCUGGACCGCCUCUCGGCGGAGGCCGGCUGUGCCCUGGCGGGGGGCAGGCCCCUGACCCCCGAGGCAGAGCUGCCCGGCUCCUUGGGACUCCUGGGGAAGUGCGAGGCCCUGGAGAGGAAGACAGUCACUUUCGAAAACAGUGUGUGUGUGCUGAACCGGGAGGUGGAAAAGGUGUCGCUCAUGGCCGAAGCUGCCAGCCGGCAGCAUCGGCUCGACCAGGAGAAGAUCGAGGCCCUGAGCGCCAAGGUGCGGCAGCUGGAGAGGAGCAUUGCCAUGAAGGACCUGGCCCUGGCCGAGAUGGAGCACGCCAUCCAGGAGAUGGAGGCAGCCUCCUAUGACGGCGUCUUCAUCUGGAAGAUUGCAGACUUCGCCAGGAAGCGGCAGGAGGCAGUUGCGGGGCGCUCUCCGGCCAUCUUCUCCUCAGCCUUCUACACCAGCAAGUACGGCUACAAGAUGUGCCUGCGGAUCUACCUCAAUGGGGAUGGCACCGGGCGGGGCACCCACCUGUCUCUCUUUUUCGUGGUGAUGAAAGGGCCCAACGACCCCCUGCUGCGGUGGCCUUUCAACCAGAAGGUCACCCUGAUGCUUCUGGACCAGAACAACCGCGAACACGUCAUUGACGCCUUCCGGCCAGACGUCACCUCCUCCUCCUUCCAGCGGCCCAUCAGUGACAUGAACAUUGCCAGCGGCUGCCCACUCUUCUGCCCCAUCGCCAAGAUGGAGUCCAAGAACUCCUACGUGCGCGACGACACCAUCUUCAUUAAAGCCAUUGUAGACCUCACGGGCCUUUAACGCCUUGCCCGCUGGGGCCUCGGAGCACGGGACUGUGUGGCCUCCUGGGCAACGAGGGCCUGGCGGACCUUCUCUUAGCCUUGGACUACCCCCUGGCCACAGGAAGGUGGCUUUGAAAGCCAGGUGGGUCCUAGUCCCAACACGCUCGGCUCCUCCCCUGCCCUGGAUUGCUGUUGGUGGAUUGGGAGGGGUGGCUGCUGUCUAGGCCAGAAAGGGAACCGAGUGGCUGGACGCCCAAAGGUCCAGCAGCUGUUUUGGGCAGUCUGGCAGAGCCUGUGGAGGGGACUUUUAGAGGCUGCUGACAGCUGAGCUGCUCCUGGCCAGCCUGUUUGCAGGGCCAGGCAAUUCCCCCCCCCCCCGCCUGAUCAGGUUCUCUGGGCAUGGAGGCCCGGCAGCUGCCAGGGAAGACGCUCCAGCAGCGGUUGAGCAGGGAUGGUUCAUGAGCAGAGGUGAGCUGGUGGUGGGGGGGGGGGCUUCCACUGGAGCUCGCAACAAAAGAGCCCCGGGAAAUCGCUCCUCUCUCUCCUCCACUGGCGAGGAGGGGGCUACUCUGAGGAGAAGCAAGGUCUCCCAGGAGGUUUGAGGCUAUCAUUGUCCUGCUGAAAUGCUCUUGUCUGGGCAGACGAGGACGCUGAAUAAACAUUGUAGAGGCGA
Crotalus tigris (Tiger rattlesnake) is the source of this 3120-nucleotide messenger RNA. RefSeq names its product TNF receptor associated factor 2 (gene TRAF2). Gene Ontology annotation, biological process: positive regulation of canonical NF-kappaB signal transduction; positive regulation of JNK cascade; tumor necrosis factor-mediated signaling pathway. Gene Ontology annotation, molecular function: zinc ion binding; tumor necrosis factor receptor binding; ubiquitin protein ligase binding. Gene Ontology annotation, cellular component: plasma membrane signaling receptor complex; cytoplasmic side of plasma membrane; cytosol. NCBI's taxonomy places the organism in Eukaryota, Metazoa, Chordata, Lepidosauria, Squamata, Viperidae. The transcript has 11 exons. The record is from RefSeq and is a predicted model, not a curated record. Bases 883 to 2466 code for a protein of 527 amino acids.